Molecule: messenger RNA, 3683 nt
Organism: Portunus trituberculatus (swimming crab)
Lineage: Eukaryota; Metazoa; Arthropoda; Malacostraca; Decapoda; Portunidae
Product: tigger transposable element-derived protein 1-like
Exons: 3
Coding region: 513-2927 (804 amino acids)
Cellular component (GO): nucleus
Molecular function (GO): DNA binding
Source: RefSeq, a predicted model, not a curated record
AUCCUUAGCGUGUUGCCAGGCACCACCACUUGUGCCUCAGCGCCCAACACCCUGCGCGUAGUCCAAUCUGCCACCUUUUCCUAGGCGGUACUUUUGCCUACCUCUGGCCUGAUAGGAAGUUCAUGUGUCUGGUGCCUCGCUGUGUCAGUGGGUGUACGGAGGCUGGUGGUGCCCUAUACGCCUGCUGCUGCUGCUGCUGCUUCCUGCCGUGUUAGUCUGGUGCACGACAAGCUUGCAGGGACGUGGGUGACAGACAAUGCUACCCCUGGCCUCCUCAAUCCCUGCUGUGCUGGGCAGUUUCUAAUGAAAACACCAAGAAGCAGCAACAAAGUCGCCAGUCACUACCAGUCAGCUGCCAGCCUUGCCUUCAUGCCCCAGUGGCUGCCGUGCUGAAGUGGUAAUGGGACGUGACUGAGCAGUGGCAUCCUGACUGCUGGUGCCACUGGGGACCAGGCAUGGCACUGAAUCUGUGGUGAGUGGAUAUCAGGAGUAGGUCUGUCAAGCAUCACAUCAUGAGUGGACCGAGGAAAAUUGUUCGGCUUCGCCGGCCGCUGACCACCAAGCUGGAGGUGUUGAGGCGUGGUGAAAAAGGAGAGACAAGGAUGGAGAUCUGCAAGGCAAUGGGUCUGCCCAGUGCCACCGUCUACGACAUACUGCUGAAGGCCGAUAGGGUGAAAGCCAUGGCCAAGCAAGCCGGCCUGUUUCAUCUACUGGGGAGAGAGAAAGAGAAAGGUGGUGCUAAAGAUAAGGUGUUGCCAAAGAAUGGAAAAGGUGGUCAUGCCACAAAGAAAGUGUUGAUGGGAAAGGGGAAAGGUGUUGCCAGUCAUAAGGUUUUGACUAGCAAAGUUUCUGGCACCAAAAAAGUUAACUUCAAGACUUCCUCUGCAUUAGGAAAGAAAAACGCCAUCUACUCUUUAGCUACCAAGAUGGAGGUGGUGAAGCGCAUCAGCAAUGGUGAUACAAUGCGAGACAUUGCCUACUCCAUGAACAUCCCAGUGUCCUCCGUGUACGACAUGAAGAAAGACUCGAUGAAGAUCAAGGUGGCGGCCAAGAAGGACACAGCUCUCAAGAUGCUGACCAACAAGAUGAAUGUGACCACCAUGCUGAAUGACAACUGUCAAAGUCUGAUGUCCAAGGCACAGCAGGAGCGGCAGCAACAGCAUCAGAAGCGGCGGCCCCACCCCCUGGCCACCAAGCUGGAGGUGGUGCAGCGUGCCGAGCGGGGUGAGAAAUUAUGUGACAUUGGCCGCGCCAUGGGCCUGGCACACUCCACCAUCCACUUCAUGGUGAAGAACUCCAAGAGCAUCAAGGCUGCUGCAAAAGACAGCUUGCUGCUGGACACCAACACCAAAGUCAGUGGCAGGAAUUCUGAAGACGUCGUCAUGGAGAACAUGGAGCGCUUGCUUAAGAUCUGGGUGAACGAACAGUUGUGCCAGCUAGACAGCGUGAGUGAUGACACCAUCCGGAAGAAGGCUGUAUGCCUGUGGAGGUUUGUACGGCAGAGUGUGGGUUCAGAGGAGGCCAAAGGGGUGGUGGACAACUUCACGGCCUCCAAUGCUUGGCUGCAGCAGUUCAAGGAACGCUUCAUCUACCCGCUGUCUUCAGUCAUAGAAGAAACCAAGGAGUUAUGCAGUGUGGCAGAGGCCAGGGCUGUGGCAGAACGCAGCAGUGCAGUGGAGGCCAAGGCUGCAUCAGAAACCAUUGGUGUGGUGGAGACCUGGGCCGCAGCACACACCUCUGGCCCAAGGCAACUUUCACCUCCCAUUGUGGAGGUGAAGGUUGGGAUGCCAAGGGGCUUCUCCUCCCUGCUGAGGGCCAAGGUUGAGGUGGCAGGCUACACACCCAGGCAGGUCCUCAAUGUGGAUGAGAUGGGGCUGUUCUGGAGAAAGCCACUGGCCAGCACCCUCCUCAGUGUGGACGAGCAGGCGUGCCAGGGCUCCAGGGACCAGUUCUCCCUCAUGUUUGGUGCCAAUGCUGCAGGGGACCUCAAGUUGAAGCCCCUGCUGGUGUACCACACGGAGAACCCCCGCUCCCUCAUGGGCUACAUCAAGGAGUACCUGCCGGUGAUCUGGAGGUCGUCGGCACAGGGCAGGGUGGUGCCUGCAUUGUGCCAGAACUAUGUGGUGGAGUAUGUGUCGCCGCGGUGCAGGGAGUAUGCUGCAGAGCACGGCCUGCAAAACAGGUUCCUGCUGCUGGUGGACAACAGCGCCGCCUUCCCACACUCUAUGGAUGACUGGGCCGACAACAUCGAAGUGAUGUUCGUGCCCACCAUGAGUAAGUCGGUGGUGCAGCCCAUGGAGAAUGGCAUCACAGCUGCCUUCAAGCUGCACUACCUGCAUCGCCUGCUGGCCCACCUUCUGCGGGAAACUGAGGGGGAGGACAAGGAGUCUGUGCUUAUGUUUUGGCUCAACUACAAUGUGAGGAAGGCACUCAACAACAUCAGCAUGGCAUGGGACGACGUGAGCGCCACCACGCUGAAUGCUGCCUGGCUCAGCAUUUGGCCUGAGUGUGUGUACUCCCUCCCUGGCAACAAACUGGCCAGUACUCCCUCUGAGCUGGACGUGGUGACCCUAGCACACAAGGUGGGCUUCCUGCAGGUCACUGUGGAGGAUGUGCAGGACCUCCUCAGGACCACUGACGAGGAUGCCACCACCAGUGACUACUUCCAGUUGGAGCUAGACCAGACCAUGGAAGGCCACAGUGAGGUGGUAGACAGCUCCAAGACCCUGGACAUGACUCUCCUACGCCAUGUGCUGUCCCUAUUUGAGGAGGCCAUGGCAGUGCUGGAGGACAAUGACCCUAACUGUACCAGAAGCUGUGACAUGCGGGGCCUGGUGGAGGAAGGCAUCAAGAGCUACAGGGAGUUGUACACCACCAAGAAGAGGAAAGCAAAGAACACAUCCAUCUUUUAUCCCACCCUGGAGUAGCUCCCGUGGCAGGCAUCACCUUCCCUAGUUAGUGAUGUGUAUGGAGGUGUUGCUUUCAUGAAGAGGUUUGUAGGGUUUUCACCUGUAUUGUAGUAAAGUUAUUACUCACUUUUUACAAAGCUGUCACAAAAAGUAUUGCAUUUUCUGUAGGAUGUUAGUUUUUAUAUGUAGGAAUCUAUUAAAGGAUAAAUGAAAGUUUGUUAUCUUUAUUAGAAAGGAAUUGUGGCACCCCCUGCUAUAGUGAGGUAAGUGACACAGACAGACAAUCAAGAAAAUAGUGUGCACUUCCUUCACUACAGUACUGUGCUGCAAUGAGGUAAAAUACUUGACGCUUGCCUCAGAGCAUCUGCAUUUCCAUUGGCUGGGGGGUGAUAACACCAUAAUCUUUUGUGGUGAUUAGUCCUGGUACUUCUCUCAGGAUAUAUUUCCAUACAGUCUGGGAGGGGAAAAAUUUCAAUUUUCAUUAUAUUCCAACUUUAUGAACUUACAUUUUGGACUUUUCAGAAUGUCAGGUACUUCAUGAACGAGCUUGAAUUGCCCUAUCCAAUGCAUGCGUCACUUACCACACUAUAGCAAGGGGGCACCACAAUUGAACUUUUACAAAAUACUGGAAAACCAUUGCUUGCCUUGCUAGGAAAUAAGGAGUUUUGUAUUUAUUGACACUUAUGAGGUGAAGUGGAAGUUUGUUACCUGAAUUAGACUUAAGCCACAGAACAGAAUUGUACAGUUUUUAAUAAAACCUACUUAAGCAAAAAA